Lagopus leucura (white-tailed ptarmigan) is the source of this 12264-nucleotide messenger RNA. RefSeq names its product kalirin RhoGEF kinase (gene KALRN). Bases 101 to 8950 code for a protein of 2949 amino acids. The record is from RefSeq and is a predicted model, not a curated record. The transcript is spliced from 60 exons. Lineage: Eukaryota; Metazoa; Chordata; Aves; Galliformes; Phasianidae. Gene Ontology annotation, biological process: intracellular signal transduction; protein phosphorylation; axon guidance. Gene Ontology annotation, molecular function: guanyl-nucleotide exchange factor activity; protein kinase activity; protein binding. Gene Ontology annotation, cellular component: postsynaptic density; cytoplasm.
UUUCACUCCCUCCCUCUUUUUCUCUCUGUCUCGGCUCUCCUCCUCCCUAACUCACUGGAUAUUACCAGCCGCCGGGCUCGCCGCCUUCUCUUCCCCAGCCAUGAAUCCCACCGAAGGGGCGGCGGAGGAAGGCGCUGUCCCCGACUCGGAGGUGGAUGCUUUCUUCCGAACAGGCUCAUUCCGAAAUGAUGGCUUAAAAGCUGCUGAUGUCCUUCCUAUACUGAAGGAGAAAGUGGCCUUCGUAUCAGGUGGCCGUGAUAAACGAGGUGGUCCUGUCUUGACCUUCCCAGCCCGCAGCAAUCAUGACAGAAUAAGACAGGAAGACCUUCGGAAACUUGUGACUUAUUUGGCCAGCGUGCCAAGCGAAGAUGUCUGUAAACGAGGAUUCACUGUUAUUAUUGAUAUGCGGGGAUCAAAAUGGGAUUUGAUCAAGCCUCUCCUAAAGACCCUUCAAGAAGCCUUUCCUGCCGAGAUUCAUGUUGCCCUGAUUAUAAAACCUGAUAAUUUCUGGCAGAAGCAGAAGACAAACUUUGGCAGUUCCAAGUUCAUCUUUGAGACAAGUAUGGUAUCUGUUGAAGGCCUGGCAAAACUUGUAGAUCCAUCACAACUGACAGAUGAGUUUGAAGGAUCCUUGGAUUACAACCACGAUGAAUGGAUAGAGCUGCGUGUCUCCUUGGAAGAGUUUUUCAACAGUGCCAUCCAUUUAUUAUCAAGGCUGGAGGACCUCCAGGAAAUGUUGGCUAGGAAGGAGUUUCCAGUUGACGUUGAGGGCUCCAGGAGGCUGAUUGAUGAGCACACACAGCUUAAGAAAAAAGUGAUUAAGGCUCCUGUGGAGGAACUGGACCGUGAGGGUCAGAGGUUGUUACAGUGCAUAAGGUGCAGUGAUGGUUUUUCCGGUAGGAACUGCAUUCCUGGAAGUGCGGAUUUUCAAAGUCUUGUGCCAAAGAUUACCAGCCUUUUAGACAAGCUGCAUUCUACCCGGCAACACUUACAUCAGAUGUGGCAUGUCCGCAAGUUGAAACUAGACCAGUGCUUUCAACUUCGACUUUUUGAACAAGAUGCUGAGAAGAUGUUUGACUGGAUCAGCCACAACAAAGAAUUGUUCCUACAGAGUCACACGGAGAUUGGUGUGAGCUACCAACAUGCCCUUGACCUGCAGACGCAGCACAAUCACUUUGCCAUGAAUUCAAUGAACGCCUAUGUCAACAUCAAUCGGAUCAUGUCUGUUGCAUCCAGGCUGUCUGAGGCAGGCCAUUACGCUUCCCAGCAAAUUAAACAAAUUUCUACACAGCUGGAUCAAGAGUGGAAGAGUUUUGCUGCAGCUCUGGAUGAACGCAGCACCAUCUUAGCCAUGUCUGCUGUCUUUCACCAGAAAGCUGAACAGUUCCUUUCAGGUGUGGAUGCCUGGUGUAAAAUGUGCAGUGAAGGAGGCCUCCCCUCAGAAAUGCAAGACCUAGAGCUGGCCAUCCAUCAUCAUCAGUCUCUGUAUGAACAAGUAACACAGGCCUACACAGAGGUGAGCCAGGAUGGAAAAGCCUUGCUGGAUGUCCUACAGCGUCCCUUGAGCCCUGGGAAUUCAGAAUCCCUCACUGCUACUGCAAACUAUUCCAAAGCUGUGCACCAGGUACUGGACGUGGUACAUGAGGUCCUGCAUCACCAGCGGCGCCUGGAGAGCAUCUGGCAGCACCGAAAGGUCCGGCUGCACCAAAGGCUGCAGCUCUGCGUUUUCCAGCAGGAUGUCCAACAGGUACUGGACUGGAUUGAAAAUCAUGGAGAAGCCUUUCUGAGUAAACACACGGGAGUGGGGAAGUCUCUGCACAGAGCACGCGCACUGCAGAAAAGACACGAUGACUUUGAAGAGGUAGCGCAGAAUACGUACACCAAUGCAGACAAGCUUUUAGAGGCUGCAGAGCAGUUGGCUCAGACUGGGGAAUGUGACCCUGAAGAGAUCUAUAAAGCAGCCCGGCAUCUGGAAGUGCGGAUUCAGGACUUCGUCCGGAGAGUGGAACAGAGGAAGCUUCUCUUGGACAUGUCAGUCUCCUUCCAUACCCACACCAAAGAGCUGUGGACAUGGAUGGAAGAUCUGCAGAAGGAGCUCUUAGAGGAUGUCUGUGCUGACUCUGUGGAUGCGGUUCAGGAGCUUAUCAAGCAGUUUCAGCAGCAGCAAACAGCCACCUUGGACGCUACCCUCAAUGUUAUUAAGGAAGGGGAAGAUCUAAUCCAACAGCUCAGGGACUCCGCCGUUUCCAACAAUAAGACCCCACACAAUAGCUCCAUCAGCCACAUCGAAUCUGUACUUCAGCAGUUGGAUGAGGCCCAGGUACAGAUGGAAGAGCUCUUCCAUGAGAGGAAGAUUAAGCUAGAUAUCUUUCUUCAGCUCCGGAUUUUUGAGCAGUACACCAUUGAGGUUACAGCAGAGUUAGAUGCCUGGAAUGAGGAUCUGCUGAGACAAAUGAAUGAUUUCAAUACCGAGGACCUUACUCUGGCUGAGCAACGUUUGCAGCGUCACACUGAGAGGAAGUUGGCCAUGAACAACAUGACUUUUGAAGUCAUCCAGCAAGGGCAAGAUUUACACCAAUACAUCAUGGAGGUCCAGGCUUCAGGCAUUGAGCUGAUCUGUGAAAAGGACAUCGACCUUGCAACACAGGUACAAGAGCUGCUGGAAUUCCUUCAUGAGAAACAGCAUGAGCUGGAGCUUAAUGCUGACCAAACUCACAAGAGGUUAGAGCAGUGCCUACAGCUCCGGCACCUACAGGCUGAAGUCAAGCAGGUGCUUGGCUGGAUCCGGAAUGGUGAAUCAAUGCUGAAUGCAAGCCUCGUCAAUGCAAGCUCCCUCUCUGAGGCUGAGCAGCUCCAGAGAGAGCAUGAGCAAUUUCAGCUGGCCAUAGAGUCCCUCUUUCAUGCCACUUCCUUACAGAAGACACAUCAGAGUGCCCUGCAGGUCCAGCAGAAAGCUGAAGUACUGCUGCAGGCUGGGCAUUAUGAUGCUGAUGCCAUCAGAGAAUGUGCUGAAAAGGUGGCCCUGCACUGGCAGCAGCUGAUGCUGAAGAUGGAGGACAGGCUCAAGCUGGUCAAUGCCUCGGUGGCCUUCUACAAAACCUCUGAGCAGGUGUGCAGCGUAUUAGAGAGCCUGGAGCAAGAAUACAGACGUGAUGAAGACUGGUGUGGAGGUCGAGAUAAACUUGGACCAGCAGCUGAGAUAGACCACGUCAUCCCUCUGAUCAGCAAGCAUCUGGAGCAGAAGGAGGCUUUUCUCAAGGCCUGCACACUGGCUCGAAGGAACGCUGAGGUAUUCCUCAAGUACAUCCACAGGAACAACGUCAGCAUGCCUGGAGUUGCAAGCCAUACACGGGGGCCUGAGCAGCAAGUGAAAGCCAUCCUGAGUGAGUUGCUGCAGAGGGAGAACCGGGUCCUUCACUUCUGGACCCUGAAGAAGCGGAGGUUAGAUCAGUGCCAGCAGUAUGUUGUCUUUGAGCGCAGUGCCAAGCAGGCCCUGGACUGGAUCCAAGAGACAGGCGAAUAUUACCUCUCUACUCACAACUCCACAGGGGAAUCUGCAGAAGAAACUCAGGAACUCCUGAAGGAAUAUGGGGAAUUCAGAGUACCUGCGAAGCAAACAAAGGAGAAAGUGAAGCUCCUCAUCCAGCUGGCUGACAGCUUUGUAGAAAAGGGACAUAUACACGCCACUGAAAUCAGGAAGUGGGUCACCACCGUUGACAAACGCUACCGUGACUUCUCUCUCAGGAUGGGGAAAUACCGCUACUCCCUGGAGAAAGCCCUUGGAAUCAAUACAGAGGAUAACAAGGACCUCGAACUAGAUAUUAUUCCAGCAAGUCUGUCAGACCGGGAGGUAAAGCUGCGAGAUGCAAAUCAUGAAGUCAAUGAAGAAAAAAGAAAGUCAGCCAGAAAGAAAGAAUUCAUUAUGGCUGAACUUCUUCAGACAGAAAAAGCUUAUGUCAGGGACUUACAUGAAUGUUUAGAGACUUACCUUUGGGAAAUGACAAGUGGAGUGGAAGAAAUACCCGCUGGGAUCCUUAAUAAAGAACACAUCAUCUUUGGCAAUAUUCAGGAGAUAUAUGACUUCCAUAACAACAUUUUCCUGAAAGAACUCGAGAAAUAUGAGCAACUGCCUGAGGAUGUGGGUCACUGCUUUGUCACCUGGGCAGAUAAAUUUCAGAUGUAUGUCACCUACUGCAAAAACAAGCCUGACUCCAGCCAGCUCAUCCUGGAACAUGCAGGGACUUUCUUUGAUGAAAUUCAGCAAAGGCAUGGUCUGGCCAACUCUAUCUCUUCUUAUUUAAUCAAGCCUGUCCAGAGGAUCACAAAAUAUCAACUCCUCCUGAAGGAACUGCUUACCUGCUGUGAGGAAGGCAAAGGGGAACUCAAGGAUGGUCUGGAAGUGAUGCUCAGUGUCCCCAAGAAAGCUAAUGAUGCAAUGCAUGUCAGCAUGCUGGAAGGGUUUGAUGAGAAUCUAGAUGUCCAGGGAGAGCUGAUUCUUCAGGAUUCCUUCCAAGUGUGGGAUCCCAAAUCACUCAUUCGGAAAGGCCGUGAGAGGCAUUUGUUUCUCUUUGAAAUCUCUUUGGUGUUUAGCAAGGAGAUCAAAGAUUCUUCAGGACACACAAAAUAUGUUUACAAGAACAAGUUACUGACCUCAGAACUGGGAGUGACUGAACAUGUUGAAGGAGAUCCCUGUAAAUUUGCCUUGUGGUCUGGACGAACACCAUCCUCAGACAAUAAAACAGUGCUAAAAGCAUCAAGUAUUGAAACAAAGCAGGAAUGGAUCAAAAAUAUCCGAGAAGUCAUCCAAGAAAGAAUUAUCCAUCUGAAAGGAGCUCUGAAAGAGCCAAUUCAGCUCCCCAAGACACCAGCAAAGCAGCGAAACAACAGUAGAAGAGAUGGAGUAGAUGAUGCAGACAGCCAAGGAGAUGGAAGCAGUCAACCUGACACGAUUUCCAUUGCAUCCAGGACAUCACAGAAUACAGUGGACAGCGAUAAGCAUUUCGUCUACGGCAGAGACACAGGACAGUUGUCUGGAGGGUGUGAACUAACCGUGGUGCUCCAGGACUUCACGGCGGGCCACAGCAGCGAGCUGAGCAUUCAGGUGGGGCAGACGGUGGAGCUGCUGGAGAGGCCGAGUGAAAGGCCGGGCUGGUGUUUGGUGCGGACCACGGAGCGGAGCCCACCGCAGGAAGGUCUGGUCCCCAGCAGCGCUCUCUGCAUUUCCCAUUCCCGUAGCAGCGUGGAGAUGGAUUGCUUCUUCCCUUCAGGAAAAGAGGCAUAUUCGGUCUCUUCCAAUGAAAACGGGGGCAAGUCCGAUUCAGUGGCCAACUUACAGCCCCAGCCAUCCCUCAACUCCAUCCAGAGCUCUCCCGGCCCCAAGCGCUCGACCAACACACUGAAGAAAUGGCUGACGAGCCCCGUGCGCCGGUUGAACAGUGGGAAGGCCGAGAGCAACAUCAAGAAGCAAAAGAAGGUGCGAGAUGGCAGGAAGAGUUUUGACCUCGGCUCACCAAAGACUGGAGAUGAAACCACUCCUCAAGGAGACAGCGCAGAUGAGAAGAGCAAGAAAGGCUGGGGAGAAGAUGAGCCAGAUGAAGAAUCUCACACACCUCUUCCUCCUCCUAUGAAGAUUUUUGACAAUGAUCCAACCCAAGAUGAGAUGACCCUUGAAGGAGGAUCUUACCGAGGAAGCUUAAAAGAUGCCACAGGCUGCUUGAAUGAAGGAAUGACGCCUUCAACUCCCCCAAGAAACCUUGAAGAGGAACAAAAAGCCAAAGCAAUGAGAGGCAGGAUGUUUGUCUUAAAUGAACUGGUCCAGACUGAAAAAGAUUACGUCAAAGACUUGGGAACUGUUGUGGAGGGCUUCAUGAAGAGAAUAGAGGAAAAGGGAGUUUCUGAAGAUAUGAAAGGAAAAGACAAGAUAGUGUUUGGCAAUAUUCACCAGAUCUAUGACUGGCACAAAGACUUUUUCCUGGCUGAACUGGAAAAAUGUCUUCAAGAGCAUGACCGUUUAGCACAGCUUUUUAUUAAACAUGAGCGGCGAUUACACAUGUAUGUGGUGUACUGCCAAAACAAGCCACGAUCUGAAUAUAUAGUAGCUGAGUACGAGGCCUAUUUUGAGGAGGUUCAACAGGAAAUAAACCAACGGCUGACCAUCAGUGACUUUCUGAUCAAACCCAUUCAGAGAAUAACUAAAUAUCAGCUCCUUCUCAAGGAUUUCCUGAGGUACAGUGAAAAAGCUGGUCUGGAGUGCUCUGAAAUACAGAAAGCAGUUGAGUUAAUGUGCCUUGUACCAAAACGUUGCAAUGAUAUGAUGAACCUGGGUCGCCUCCAAGGCUUUGAGGGUAAGCUGACAGCCCAGGGCAAGCUGCUGCAGCAGGACACCUUCUACGUGACAGAGCAGGACUCCGGAGUUCAGUCUCGACCAAAGGAACGCAGGGUGUUUCUCUUUGAGCAAAUUGUUAUCUUCAGUGAGCUGCUUAGGAAAGGAUCUUUAACACCAGGGUACAUGUUCAAGAAAAGCAUAAAGAUGAACUACCUUGUCAUUGAAGAAAACGUGGACAAUGAUCCCUGCAGGUUUGCUCUAAUGAGCCGGGAAACGUCUGAGAGAGUCAUUUUACAGGCAGCUAAUCCAGAAAUUCAACAGGCUUGGGUACAGGACAUCAACCAGGUCCUGGACACACAAAGGGAUUUCCUAAAUGCACUGCAGUCUCCCAUAGAGUACCAACGCAAAGAAAGUAGCACAGCAGUGCUGAGGCCCCAGGCCGGUAGGGUCGCUCAGCCCAACAGCAGACCCUAUUCUUCUGUUCCAGUAGGGUCUGAGAAGCCUUUGAAGGCUACAAGCCGUAACCCAUCUCUCCCACCCCUGAAGAUAUCUACCUCCAAUGGCAGUACAGGGUAUGAACAGCCCGGAGACAAGUAUGAACAAAGCAAGACUGAUUUGGGAGGGUGCAAUGGGACCUCUUCCAUGGUGGUGAUUAAAGAUUACUAUGCACUGAAGGAGGACGAGAUCUGUGUGAAUCAAGGAGAGGUGGUUCAGAUCCUUGCUAUCAACCAGCAGAACAUGUUCCUGGUGUACCAGCCUGCAAACGACCACUCUCCAGCUGCUGAAGGAUGGAUCCCUGGCAAUAUCUUGGCUCCCCUCACUAAAUCCACUGCAGAUAAUAACGACGGAAGCAUCAAGAAGUCAUGUUCAUGGCAUACCCUGCGCAUGAGAAAGCGGGCGGAAAAGGAGAGCAGUGGCAAAAAUGAAGCCAAUGGGCCACGUAAAUCCAAGGAUAUUCUGGGGAACAAAGUCUCUGUUAAAGAGACAAACAGCUCAGAGGAAUCAGAGUGUGAUGACCUUGACCCCAAUACUAGCAUGGAGAUAAUCAACCCCAAUUUCAUUCAAGAAGUGGCUCCAGAGUUCCUUGUGCCGUUGGUGGAUAUCACCUGCCUGCUUGGUGACACUGUGAUGCUGCAGUGCAAAGUCUGCGGCCGGCCCAAACCAACGAUAACCUGGAAAGGACCAGAUCAAAACAUUCUUGACGAUGAUAACAGCACAGCCACAUACACGGUGUCAUCCUGUGACUCUGGGGAGCUCAUGCUGAAGAUUUGCAAUGUGAUGCCUCAGGACAGUGGCAUUUACACCUGCGUGGCAACUAACGAGCAUGGAACGGCAUCAACCUCAGCCACAAUAAAAGUGCAAGGUGUUCCGGCUGCCCCAAAUCGCCCCAUUGCUCAGGAGAGAAGCUGCACCUCUGUGAUCCUUCGCUGGUUGCCUCCAUCCAGUACAGGCAAUUGCACCAUUUCUGGCUACACAGUGGAGUACAGAGAAGAAGGCUCGCAGGUCUGGCAGCAGUCAGUGGCCUCCACACUGGACACUUACCUUGUCAUCGAAGACCUGUCCCCAGGCUGUCAGUAUCAGUUCCGUGUGAGCGCCAGCAACCCCUGGGGGAUCAGCUUGCCCAGUGACCCAUCUGAAUUCGUGAGGCUUCCAGAGUAUGACUCUGCUGCUGAUGGUGCCACUAUUUCAUGGAAGGAAAACUUUGAUCUCGCUUAUGCAGAGCUGCAUGAGAUUGGGAGGGGACGAUUCUCCAUCGUAAAGAAAUGCAUUCACAAAGCUACCCGGAAAGAUGUUGCUGUAAAAUUCAUCAGUAAAAAAAUGAAGAAGAAGGAGCAAGCAGCCCAUGAGGCAGCUCUGUUACAGCACUUGCAGCAUCCUCAGUACAUCACUAUCCAUGAUACAUAUGAGUCUCCUACUUCUUACAUCCUCGUUCUGGAGCUGAUGGAUGAUGGUCGUCUCCUAGAUUAUCUAAUGAACCAUGAUGAACUUAUGGAGGAAAAAGUAGCUUUCUACAUAAGAGACACAAUGGAAGCCUUGCAGUAUCUUCAUAAUUGCCGAGUGGCUCAUUUAGAUAUAAAGCCAGAGAAUCUGCUCAUCGAUUUAAGGAUCCCAGUUCCUCGUGUCAAGAUCAUUGAUUUGGAAGAUGCAGUUCAAAUCACAGGCCAUUACCACGUCCACCAUCUCCUUGGAAACCCAGAGUUUGCAGCCCCUGAAGUUAUCCAGGGCCUCCCUGUAUCCCUGAGCACAGACAUCUGGAGCAUCGGGGUCCUCACCUACGUCAUGUUGAGCGGUGUCUCACCCUUCCUAGAUGAAAGCAAAGAGGAGACUUGUAUCAAUGUGUGCAGAGUCGAUUUCAGCUUCCCACCUGAGUACUUCUCUGAUGUGAGCCACGCCGCCAGGGAUUUCAUUAACGUCAUCCUCCAGGAAGACUUCAGGAGGAGGCCGACAGCAGCCACUUGUUUACAGCACCCAUGGCUGCAGCCACACAAUGGCAGCUACUCCAAAAUCCCACUGGAUACCUCUCGCUUGGCAUCCUUCAUUGAACGCCGCAGGCACCAGUAUGACGUGCACCCUGUCCCCGGUGUCAAGAGUUUCCUGAUGAGCAGGCUUAACCCUGGGACGUAAUGCCCACCUCCCCGGACACUACACUGCUGGUUCUGAGGCAGGGCACAGGGAGUGAGCAGGCCCAAAGCAGAGCUUCUGUACAUACUUCUGUAUUCAGUGUUGGCAUUUGAAGGUACAAAUCUGUCCAGAGGUCCCGGUACCUCCUCAGUUACUCAGGAUCAAAGCAAGCAGGGUAACAGUGACAGGUACUUAGGUGUCCUCUUCAAUGAGCACCUCCUGGAAGCAUCUCCACAAUACACAGCAGCAAACACCAACUGGAGAGAAGAACCAAAACUGCAGUUGCCUUAAUCUUUGGGAGGCAGCCUUACCAGAAAUCCUCUUGAUCUUGCUGAACUGAUUUCUGAGUGUACGAGAGAUUAGGUGUAGGAUAGAGUGUGGAGGAGUAAAUCUAGGCUGACCUUUGUGUGUAUUGCAGGACUUGGCUGAAUGCAGCUCUCAUUGAAGUCACUGCAUGCCUGCUCUGGGUGAACAGAUGGAUUUUUUGUGCUCUGUAUGCCCAGGUCUCCUAUGAUUUCUGUGAGGAUUUCACCUGCAAGAUCAGGCCUAUUGGAUCAGCUUCUGUGGUGGCUUGGCUUAGAUACACCCUCAUUACAUGGUAGUGCUCAGAAUAAAAUCCCAUGUUAAUCCUUGGGCUUUCUACUGCAUCAAGUCAACGUGCAGUACCUUUUGGAGCUAUGAUUGAGGCAAUGAAUUCAUUGGAGCAUACAGCUGUUUCUGACUAAGCACAAUGGGACUGUGAUGGUGUUUUUUUUUUUGUUUGUUUGUUUGUUUUUAAUGCAUUUUAUAUACACUGUACAGAAACCUUUUGCAAAACCUGUGCAUUGAGAAAAGGCUGAGUCCAAUUUUUGCAGUAUCUGUAAACUAAGUGAUGAUUGACGAAGACAAUUUUUUCUAUCACAGGUUUUCAGUAUACAUAUAUUGUAUCAUAUAUAUAUAUAAAUAUAUAUAUAUAAAGGAUCCUGUUCCAUUUCUAGCUUCAGAAUUGCUUGGCCCAAAGUCCAUCUAAAGCCUUUCAAAGUGCAGUUGGUAAGUGGUGAGUCCAUCCUUGUGCUUACAGCUUGAAAAUUGUUUUCAGUGUUAAAAGUAUGUCAUUUGGUUCAUUUCCAGUCUUGUAAAUAUCUCUCAGCUGCCAUUAGCACCUCAUCGCCAAAGCAUUUGUGAGGAUAUUUUUCUGUCCAAAGCCUAAUUUGUAAUAAAAUAAUAAUAAAAAAAAAAAUCCACAAUUAAAACAUUUCUCUCUUGCAAGCCAAGUUGGAACAUCAUCACAGUGAUGUUACGGUGACGGAGCCAGCCUUAAGUAUGAGCAAUGCAGGGAGCCUGCAGUGACAGAUCAGCAGUCUGUGGGCUGGCAAAGUCUUCUCUGUAGCAGCAGGAAGGGAAAACACCUCCCUGGUUGCUGCACCAUAAAACCCCGCAGCCUUCCUGGCUGAUGAUCAGACUUUUUUCCCCUUGGCAUAUCAGUGAGUUGUCUCAGUGCUGAGUGCCGCUGCUGUGCCUGCAAUAGGAAAUGUCAGUUGUUACCAAAGCUUUUCCUAAGGAAAAGGGCUUAUUCUGGCCAUGUGUACUCAGCAGAGGCUCUCCUGAGAUAUCUCAUCAGAGCAAGAGCCAAAUUCAAUUCACCAUCCAACUAACUGCACUGUGAGUUUGUGAUAUAUCAUCAGGAUCAAAAGCUGGUUCUACCAGCAGGUGACAGAGACACUCUGCAAGUAUUGCAAAUUCCCAGGUCUCUGCUAGCCCUUCUGAUCCACCUCUGAGCUCAGUUUCAUGGCAUUUGGAGACCUGGCCCUUCUCUUUGUGCUUGCUCUACCAGGAUGCUAGAACAGUCAGGCACAGCAAGUUACAACGUUCAGUGCUGCAAACCUUAAGAUCUGGGAGCCACAGGCAGAUGGGUAAGCCCACACAGAGUCAGAGACAGCAUACAAGACUGAGCGUGUGAUCUGAUCCCAGGGGAAGUUGAGGGAAGGCUUGAGUGUUCAUGGAGGGCUAAAACUUCUGAACCGAUUUCAGUUUCCCUCUGUAGUGCAGCAACUAGUUUUCCAAGCAAUUCAGUAGCACCUCAAAGACAAAGACCAGACUCUCCUCCUGAGUGGGAGUGUGAGGUGUACAAUUUCUUAGCAACUGAAACAUCUCCAUGCAGUCAUCAAGGGGUGUCUUUAAUUAGCUCCAGCCUCAGGUACUUCCUCACUGCAGGACUGUUUGUGCUUCUUCCCAUUUGUCAAAGCUGGCUCUCUGUGCUGUGAUUGUGCUGCCUUUCAGAAAAUGUUUAUGGAAGUGUGGUUUAUAAAACCUACAGCUUUUAUGGGGCCCAUGGGUACACUUUGAACAACACUCUUUCUACUUGGCACCAGUACAAACAGAUUCUCACGUAUCACAGGAAAUCUCAAGCUAUUUAUCAUUUUCUUUUGCUAUGUCCUGCAUUCACAUUUCAAACUGUGAAAACAGGCACUGUGGGCCUAUGGAGGGAAAAGAUCAGAUUGAUUAAGGGAAUAUUUAAGCCUUUCUAUGUCUUUUCUCUCUUCUGUUCUCAUUUGAUAGAAACUGGAGGGUUAAAUACUGUUUUAACAAUUCUUUAAAGCAGUCUAAUUGCCUUUUUAUUUUAAACAGCUUUAUUUUCAUUAACACCUUUAAAAUAAUUUUACUUUUAACCUAAGGUAAAGCUGAGACAAAGCCUGUGCCCUCAGUGGGCCUUGUUACAAAUGCCACAAAGGCUGAAUGCAGAACUGCGUGGUGCAAUGUGACUAUAUAUAACUGUAUUUUAAUGCCCUUGCAAUGAGAGGGCUGUAUCAGGUGACCUGGGCCGUGUAAACUCCCAGAGACAAACAUCCAGCAUAGGGCCUGGGUUUGUUUUGUGGCUCAUUGGCAGCGUUCUAUCCCAACACGGUGCUUCCCAAAGAUGCAAGGCCAGGCCAGGUGCUGCCAAGCUGGGUCUGGCACUGUGCUGUGUCAGCACCACGUGUUGGCUGUGGAAGAGUGGUGGGACAGGUGAGCGUGGCUCUGCACAGACUGUGGCCACCUCAACCUUGUUCACUAAGAGCAAAGCUCUGUGCUCGUCAGCUUUCCAGCAGCCAGCUGAAGGAGGAAGGGGGAAGGCCCAGCUGAUGGCACGGUGUUGUCAAGGUGCAAAGUGAUGCCACAGCCUUAAUGAUGCCAGCACACAGUGCAGCCUGAAGCACACUGCUACGCCAGGCGUGAUCCAACGCUACGGACAUGGCUUCGAACUGCGCCCCCUCCCUAUGAACAGACUGUGCUAACGAUGCAGUUUCUGGGCUUUAUUUUCUUUAUUUAUUUUGGAUUAAACUCAGUUGUUCAGAGAA